Molecule: messenger RNA, 948 nt
Organism: Acomys russatus (golden spiny mouse)
Lineage: Eukaryota; Metazoa; Chordata; Mammalia; Rodentia; Muridae
Product: olfactory receptor 8H1-like
Exons: 1
Coding region: 1-948 (315 amino acids)
Biological process (GO): sensory perception of smell; G protein-coupled receptor signaling pathway
Cellular component (GO): membrane
Molecular function (GO): G protein-coupled receptor activity; olfactory receptor activity; odorant binding
Source: RefSeq, a predicted model, not a curated record
AUGAACACCUGGAAUCAUACAAAUAAACCAGACUUCUUCCUCCUGGGACUGACAGAUUCCGAGGAGAUCCAGCUGGUCCUCUCUGUGCUGUUCCUCCUAAUAUACCUGGUCACUGUGCUGGGGAACAUGGGCAUGAUGCUCAUCAUCCGUCUAGAUGUUCAGCUUCAAAGUCCAAUGUACUUCUUCCUCACCCACUUGUCAUUACUUGACCUCAGCUACUCAACGGUCAUCACACCUAAAACAUUAGAAAACCUUCUGACAUCCACCAAGAACAUUUCCUUCCUGGGCUGCUUCAUGCAGCUGUACUUUUUUGUCCUGUUUGGUGGAGCUGAAUGUUUUCUUCUCUCUUCUAUGGCCUAUGACCGCUACGUAGCUAUAUGCAACCCUCUACACUACCCAGUUGUUAUGUCCACAAGACGAUGCCAUGCCCUCCUCACUGGCUCUUACAUGAUGGGAGCCAUAGACUCCUCUGUCAAUAUGCUUUGUCUAAGCAGGAUAAAUUUAUGCAGCUCUCAUGUAAUCAAUCACUUUUUCUGUGACACACCUGCAAUUUUAGCACUGUCCUGCAGUGACACAUAUGUCAUUGAAAUGAUAAUAAUUAUAGUCUCUGGCUCAACUCUAAUGGUAUCCCUUCUCACCAUAUCAAUGUCUUAUGCAUCCAUUCUAUUUACCAUCUUGAAAAUCAAUUCUACUUCCGGAAAGCAAAAGGCCUUCUCCACCUGUGCCUCUCAUGUCCUUGCAGUUACUAUAUUUUAUAGCACUAUGAUCUUCACCUAUUUAAAACCAAAGAAGUCCUACUCUUUGGGAAAGGACCAAGUGGCUUCUGUUUUCUACACCAUUGUGAUCCCCAUGCUAAACCCACUCAUUUAUAGUCUCAGAAACAAAGAAGUGAAAAGUGCUAUCAGUAGAGCUAUAAAGAAAAGGGAGGGUUCCAAGCAGUUAAGAUAG